AUGUCCUCCAUUCCUUCUUCAUCAUCGGGACUCUCAAAUAAUACCAACGUUGCAUCCUAUUCCUCAUUCAUGACGAAUCCGUUUCAAAUAGCUCUCCGAAAAAUGGAUGAACUCAAUGAUCAAUUGAAACAUAUCAAGCCUUUAACUUUGAUGUUUUAUACAGCAACGGCAAUGGCUUCUGCAUAUUAUGGAAAGCAGCUUUGGGAGGCUUCAAAGGAACAUCCGAAUGGAUUAUCUGGAGUCAUUCUUGGAAUGUUGUUGAAAACAGUGAGAAAACUUCCGAUGGUGGAUUCUGGUAUUCAAUCGACGUUGGUGAAGAUUUCAAAGGAAAUUAAAUUGUCUUUUAAAAAAGGAAUUGAAAAUGAGGAAAUUAAUUACCAAUUGCCUGUUGAAGGAAUUCCCUAUGAAGAAUUGUUAUCACUUUUGCAACGAAUGAGAGAUGUUGAUCGAAGAAAAGUUCAAGAAAAAAAGCUUUCAGGUGUUGUGUACAUUGAUGCCAAAGUUGACAACGAAGAGCUCAAUAAGACUGAAGAAAAGAAUGGAGAUCGUUCUUCUGAUCCUUUAGCUUUCAGAAAACAUCACGAGGAAUUAUUGGCUAAAACUUAUAGUUAUUUUAUGCAUACAAAUCCAUUGCAUGCCGAUUGUUUUUUAUACACUCGUAAGAUGGAAUCUGAGGUCAUUAGAAUGACAGCUGCUUUCAUGAAUGGUCCAUUCAAUAAGGAAACAGGUGAGGGAGUUGUUGGUGCUGUCACCAGCGGCGGAACUGAAAGUAUUAUUAUGGCUUUGAAGUCAUACAGAGACCAAGCAAGAGCAGAAAAACCGUGGAUUAAACAUCCAGAAGUGAUUGCUCCAAGAACUGUUCACUGUGCCUUUGAGAAAGGAUGUCACUAUUUGGGAUUGAAAUUACGAUUGAUUGAUGUCGAUUUGACAACCUUUAAGGUUAAAAUGGACUUGGUAAGACAAGCAAUUAAUUCUAAUACCAUUUUGCUCGUUGGCUCUGCUCCAUGUUUCAGUCAAGGUACUAUUGAUCCAAUUGACGAGUUGAACGAGCUAGCAGUGAAACAUGGAAUUGGACUUCAUGUCGAUUGUUGUUUGGGAGGAUUUGUGGUUCCAUUCGCCAAGAAAUUAGGAUACGACAUUGGAGUGAAAGAAUUUGAUUUUACUCUACCUGGUGUGACAACCAUCAGUGUGGACACCCACAAAUUUGGAAUGGCACCAAAGGGAAGCAGUGUAUUAUUGUUUAGAAACAAAGACCUGAGAAAGUACAUGUACUUUGUUACGACUGAUUGGAUGGGUGGUGUUUAUGCAUCUCCAACCAUGUCAGGAUCUAGAAGUGGUGCUGUUGUUGCAGCUGCUUGGGCCUCCAUGAUGCAUAUUGGUGAAAAGGGAUAUUUAGAAGCAAGCAAAAGAAUUGUAAAUACUGUAUUACGAAUUAAGAAGAGAAUUACUGAAGAAAUUCCAGAAGUUGAAGUAUGUGGAAAUCCAAGCACUGUGGUGAUUGCUGUUCAAACAAAAUCUUCCUACAGUAAUAUUAACAUUUUCCAAGUGAUGGACUUUUUGUCACAUCGAGGUUGGUCUUUGAAUGCAUUGCAAUUCCCUAGCGCCUUCCAUAUUUGUAUUACAUUGAAUACAGCAACAGAUGAAAAGGCUGAUGAAUUUAUUUUGGACCUCAAAGAUGCUGUAGCUCAAGUUAAGAAUAAUCCUGAUAGUGUCAAGGGAUCAGCACCAGUGUAUGGUCUUGCUGUGGCUAUUCCAGACCGCUCUCUUAUUGCAAGCAUGGUUACCAAUGUGGUCGAUGCCAUGUUAGAUGUUUAA
This is a messenger RNA of Naegleria lovaniensis, 1815 nucleotides long. RefSeq lists its product as uncharacterized. Gene Ontology annotation, molecular function: sphinganine-1-phosphate aldolase activity; pyridoxal phosphate binding. NCBI's taxonomy places the organism in Eukaryota, Heterolobosea, Eutetramitea, Acrasida, Naegleriidae. The coding region runs from base 1 to 1815 and encodes 604 amino acids. Gene Ontology annotation, cellular component: endoplasmic reticulum. The transcript has a single exon. Gene Ontology annotation, biological process: carboxylic acid metabolic process; sphingolipid catabolic process. The record is from RefSeq and is a predicted model, not a curated record.